GUGUGUGUGUGUGUGUGUGUGUGUGUGUGUGUGUGUGUGUGUGUGUGUGUGAGAGAGAGAUGAUUGUUUAUUUUUUAUUUAUAGAAUUUUGCGUUUGACAGAAGGGGCGGAGCUUUUUUAUGAGGACUUGAGUGACAGCAGAAAGCAGCAGUGCAUUGUGGGUAUGUUAUGGUAAAGGUUUGUUGGGCUUUUCUGCUCCGUGGAAGUCUCGGUUCGGUGUUUGUGGACUUUGGUUCCGUUCAGAGGAUAUUUUGGAGCUGGGAUGAGUUUGAACGAACACUCUUUACAGGCUCUGUCCUGGAGAAAACUCUACUUGAGCCGAGCCAAGCUAAAAGCCACCAGCCGCACUUCAGCGCUCCUUUCUGGCUUCGCCAUGGUCGCCAUGGUGGAGGUGCAGCUGGAGUCGAAUCACUCGUAUCCUCCAGGACUGCUGAUUGCCUUCAGUGCCUGCACCACGGUUCUGGUUGCAGUCCAUCUUUUUGCUCUGAUGAUCAGCACCUGCAUCCUGCCCAAUCUGGAAGCUGUCAGCAACGUUCACAACCUGAACUCUGUCAACGAGUCCCCACACGAGCGCAUGCACCGCCACAUCGAGUUGGCCUGGGCCUUCUCCACCGUCAUCGGCACCCUUCUCUUUCUGACAGAAGUCAUGCUCUUGUGCUGGGUGAAGUUUCUGCCUCUCAAAAGUCCCACCGACCAAAACAAUGGCACCGUAACUCCGGGUGAGGCCGCGGCCAUCGCUUCCACCUGCAUCAUGGUGCCGUUUGGACUCGUUUUUAUUGUGUUUGCUGUCCACUUUUACCGUACGCUCGUCAGUCACAAAACGGACCGACAGAUCCGAGAGCUGGAGAGGGUGAUUGAACUCCAGAACCAGCUGGACCACAGGGCCGAGAACGACGAGUUGAAGACCUCGGUCCAUUUCCCUUGAUAACAACCCGCUAGCGUGCAAUGGCUUUAGCUUUAUUUUAAAACGGCAUCUAAAGGCUUUGUUUUUCUUCACCGAGUGCUUUCACACAGCUGCAGUUUUCAUAUGUCAAAGGUUCAGGGUUGGGCCAUGUGGAGACAUCGCAUCCUGACGAAGUAUUAAAAUAUUGUAAAAAUAACAUUUGAAACACAAAAUGUGUCUCAGGGUCAAAAAUGAAGUUUAUCUUAUUUAGAAAAUACGUCUUUGAAACAAAUCUUGAACAAAAGCAGAAAUGAACAUUUGCUGUUGGACUCGUCUGUCCAGAGGUCCUGUCUGAAUCUGUCCCCACACAUUGUCUUGGAGGGGACAAAAUUUUUAACAGAGAGAAGUCACAAUUUAUGUGCAUGACACUGUUACAGUAUUGGGUCUAAUUUUAAUUAUUUUAAAUACAGGUCAGGCAUCUUGUCAGGUAACUAAAAAAUAAUAAUAAUAAAUAAAUUUAGUGUGGUUUUUAUCUUUUUUUUGGAGCCUUAUUGGUGGAGCUUUUUAUAUGUUAAAAUGAAAUUUCCAAGGGUGAUUUAAAAAGUACAUUAGUUGUCUCCACCAGUAUUAAAUAAAUGGAUGAGAUAAUAAUCGGUAGAUACCACUUGUGUGUGUGUGUGUGGAUAUAUAUUCUGCCUUGUAUAAUUUCAUCACAAUGCAAAUUGAAAUAUAAACUUGCUUUUUUUUGUUUUUUGACAAACAUGUUUACUCACAAAGCCGGCAUAUUUCAAGGUAUAACUUUCUAACAAAAUUCAGUUAUUCAGAUUUGUUAUAUAUUAACAAAUCUGAUUAUUCACCAUGUGGACUCGCUGGACUAGAAACUAAUAUUACUGAAAUAAACUAAAGGAUCCAGUCACAGUUUCACUAUUGAUGCCCAUUAUUCACUAUGUACCCUUUAAUGUGUAAGUUCCCAUAUAUAGAAAUCAGAAAAAGAUGGCACUAUUUUUGCUUUAUAAUGUCAAUAAUAGUCCUGUCAUAUGAUAAAUAUCAAUACUUUUAUUCACCCCAUGUUAUGUUUGAUCAAAUUGUUGAUCAGAGGAGAAUCAGUUUUAGUUUUGUGUUGGUUUUUUUUUACUCUCAGUGCACGCCAUCAAAAUAAACCCCAUGAUCCAGUAAGACAAAAACAAACAAAAAUUUCUUUUUUAAUUACUCUGUCUGGCCUCGGUGUGGAGAAGGGAUGCCAUGGGACAGUGUAUGUGCGCUCAAUGACGUGUUUAAUAUUUACGUGUUCCACCUGCCAAACCAAAGGAUUCUGCCGGUGGUGGAAACACAAACCAAGCCAGACGUAACCGUCCUGACCUGUAUCAUACCGUGCAGUACCGACCCAGAUCGCUCUGUGGAAACUGCGUUGUCAACAUAUGCUGGCUAAAUCGUCAUGGUGUGACAGGGCCCUGACAGAGUGGGCAGCUUUUGUUCCCUCUGAGAAGCAGGUUCUAUAACUUCCUGGUCGAUGCAUCAGGUGAUGUUUUAAUGUGUUGGUUGCCUCCGUAACCACCCACUGCACUUUCUUGCCAUCUGUUAGUGAAGAGUUUGGAUAACUCAAAAACCAACAAACCCUUCAUCGCAGAACUUUGAGAAGGUUGGACCCCACAUGGACAGAUGGCUACAUUUUCCAGGAACUGUCAGGAUAUUUCAAAAAAUAAAAUGUGUAGAGCAGGGAGCCCAGUAGAUGAGUUGUUACCAGCAUAUGGACCUGGGUUUGAGUCAUGGUUAUGAAAUCUGUUUGUGUUCUUGGACAAGAUUCAUCGUCCGAGUCCACCCAGCUGGACGUGAAUAUCGGCCUUGGUUGUAGAAGGCCCUGUUCAGACAGCCAGUAAAAAUCCCACUUAUGUGCAUGUCCGAUUUGUACCAGGUUUCAUUCUGCAACAUUUUUAAAAUGUGUGCGUGUGUGUCACCAGAGCCUUUAGUAAUCCAUAUACUGCGUGUCCUAGAGGUCUGCAUGUGUGACUUUCAUUACUAUAGCAACUGAUGUGGGUAAGACAGCAGAUGAGGACACAUGGACACACAGAUCGGAUCUGGUCACUUGCGGUGUAUGAUAGGGAUUGAAGAGUGGGUAUAUAUACCCAUAG
Molecule: messenger RNA, 3012 nt
Organism: Thalassophryne amazonica
Lineage: Eukaryota; Metazoa; Chordata; Actinopteri; Batrachoidiformes; Batrachoididae
Product: calcium release-activated calcium channel protein 1-like
Exons: 3
Coding region: 263-925 (220 amino acids)
Biological process (GO): store-operated calcium entry
Cellular component (GO): membrane
Molecular function (GO): store-operated calcium channel activity
Source: RefSeq, a predicted model, not a curated record